This is a messenger RNA of Ipomoea triloba (trilobed morning glory), 411 nucleotides long. Its product is annotated as 2S sulfur-rich seed storage protein 2-like. The record is from RefSeq and is a predicted model, not a curated record. NCBI's taxonomy places the organism in Eukaryota, Viridiplantae, Streptophyta, Magnoliopsida, Solanales, Convolvulaceae. The transcript has a single exon. The coding region runs from base 1 to 411 and encodes 136 amino acids.
AUGGCAAAGAUUCCAGCUUUGGUGGCAGUGUUAGUGGCGCUCCUGGCCAUGGCAGAGGCCGGCAAGCAGCAGCAAUGCAGGGAACAGAUAGAGAGCCAGGAACAACAGCUUAGCCACUGCGAGAAGUACUUAUCCCAGAAGGGGAACAAUUUCGAGCUGACGAAAGAAGAAGAGAAGCAACCGCCCCAAGAAUGCUGCCGGGCACUGCAGAGCUUCGACCGCGAGUGCCGCUGCGCCGCCGUGAGAGAGGCGUUCGGACGGCAGCUGGAGAAGGAUUUGGAGGAGAGCGGUGGGUGGGUGGAGGAGAGGAAGAUGCAGAGGGCGUUGCAGAAGGCUAAGUUUCUUCCGAGCUCUUGUAACUUGCAGCAGCGGCCUCAAGAAUGCCAAAUCCGACCUCCCAUGGUUUUGUAA